This is a messenger RNA of Durio zibethinus, 2190 nucleotides long. Its product is annotated as CemA-like proton extrusion protein-like protein. Gene Ontology annotation, cellular component: membrane. NCBI's taxonomy places the organism in Eukaryota, Viridiplantae, Streptophyta, Magnoliopsida, Malvales, Malvaceae. The record is from RefSeq and is a predicted model, not a curated record.
UCCAAAAAAAUAAAAAAAAAUCCACAAGCGGUUAUCCUCGUUUUCUUUCUUCCUUGUCUGCCUUUUUUCACAUUCUGGUCUCAAACGCUCUUCCUCACAAAUAUAUGGUAAUACCUUGAUGGGCUUUGUGAGAAGUUGAAAGGAUGUUGGGUUUUACAUAUGUUUUUAUUAAUGAGCACAUCAAUGGUCUUUCGCGACAAUUUCAAGCUAAUCAACCAAAACCUAUCCCAAACCUCCUCACUCUCUGUCUGUUGGCGUAAUCCAUCGAGUUUUUUUGUUAAUCUCAGUUGCAAAAGAAAAAGAUUUUCUGGAUUCGUCGCAAAUGCUGAAAACAACAAUAACAAAUAUUCCAGGAAAAGAAGCUGGUGGCAAAGGUUCUUUUUCGACGAUGACGGUAAUUGGCUAGGUCUCAAGGACGAUGACAUGGAGGAGGAAGGGGAGGAUAUGUUGUCAGAGUCGGCGGAGGCGUCAGAAGGAGGUAAAUUUGAGGCAUGGAAGAGGAGGGCUGAGGCCAUGAUAGAGUUGAGGGAAGCGCAAGAGGAUAUGAGGAAUGAGGAGAGCAGAAGAUGGGAGGAUUGGAUUGUGGUCGGGGAUGAUAAUAAGCAUGGUGCUGCAAAAGAUUGGGAUGAUGAUGGCGUUGAGGAGGAAAAAGAAAACGGUUUGGUUCAGUCUGUCAAAGAUUUGGUUCUUGGGAGGGAAGAUGAGGAUAUAUUGUAUGAGGAUCGUGUUUUUCGGUAUGCCUCCGUGAAUUCGGCUAAGUUUGUGGCAGCACUGUUACUUAUACCCUUGGCCUUGGAUUUUGUGGUUCAUGACUAUUUUCUUAUGCCUUUUUUGGACAGAUAUGUGAAGACUGUGCCGUUGGCAGCAGAAUUGCUUGAUGUCAGAAGAAGUCAAAAGCUUGAAAUGGUUAAGCAACUACAGGUUGAGAAAGCAAGAUUCCGUUUUGAGGUGGAGAUAGGUAAAUCUCCCCCUCUUUCUGAUGAAGAACUUUGGUGGGAAUUGCGGCAUAAAGCGUUAGAAUUACGAGAUGAAUGCAGACUAGGGAACCGUAAAGCAUUUGCGAACAUAUGGUCAGAUAUGGUAUUUGGCAUUUCACUGUUCCUUCUCUUACACUUCAAUCAAAGUAAGGUAGCUUUGCUGAAAUUUGCAGGUUAUAAAAUAAUAGGUAACAUUUCAGAUGCUGGAAAGGCAUUUCUCAUUAUAGUGAUUGCGGAUAUUUUUUUAGGGUAUCAUUCUGAAGCUGGUUGGCAUACUUUGGUAGAGAUAAUUGUUGACCAUUAUGGACUCCAAGUUGAUCACUCUACUAUAACCAUUUUUGUCUGUCUGGUUCCAGUUUUUAUUGAUUCAUGUGUGAAGCUUUGGUUGUUCAAGUUUCUUCCUAGAUUAUCCGCAAAUGUUGCAAGAAUACUCCUUGAAAUGAGACGUCACUAGUGAUUUUUUUGGCAAUUGCAUUUAUCUUCCUUGUAGAGUUGUGCCGGAUUUUGCAAGUAUUAGCUAAAUGGGAAACAACGCAUGAAAAGUUUUUGAAAUGAAGCUUCAAAUUCUUGUGAAGCUAGGAGCCUUUUCUGGUUUAGUGCUUGAUCCGUCAUGUGUUUAUUAUAUAGAGGACUUGGUAGCCCAAAAGAUCAUUUAUAGUUUCAAGUGCCUUCAUUCAAAGUGAGCUGUAAAACUGUUAUGAAUGUUGGUAUGCCAGGGCAGGGAUUGGCCUUGGAUAGGCAUGCCCCAUUACAUUUCCUUUCCUUAACAAAAAAUGUGCCAGAUUGCUUAUCGUACAAAAAUGUGUACUAAAAAAGGGGUAUGAAUGUUACUUAAAACGCAAAUUUGAAUUCUGAAUGUAUGCCUUUGUUUUGUUUCUUAAACCACCAAUUUUGAGUAGUAUGUAUGUGCCUUUGUUUAUCAAAACAGCAAUUUCAAAUUAUGUUUUUCUUAAAAAUAAAAAUUCGUCGAAAAAACCUGUCAAAAGAGGAUAAAUCCCACUUUGAUGACAGGAUAGAAUCACCAAGCUUGGUUCCCUGCAAAACGAACAAGCGCAGUAGAUUAACUUAUCUUGACGGUUCUCCUGGGUUGCUAUUGGCAUGAUAUCCAUUAACCAGUAAUCACCUUCCCUCUGAACGUAGACAGAACGUCCAGGCCUGUGAACUAAAAGAAAAGGAAGUUUAUAAACCUUGAAAAUCCAGCAUGUUCGAGAAG